Anolis carolinensis (green anole) is the source of this 6061-nucleotide messenger RNA. RefSeq names its product StAR related lipid transfer domain containing 5 (gene stard5). Gene Ontology annotation, biological process: cholesterol import. Lineage: Eukaryota; Metazoa; Chordata; Lepidosauria; Squamata; Anolidae. The record is from RefSeq and is a predicted model, not a curated record. The transcript is spliced from 6 exons. Bases 78 to 710 code for a protein of 210 amino acids. Gene Ontology annotation, molecular function: cholesterol transfer activity; cholesterol binding.
AGGCCGGCCCCUCCUCUGGGUUGGCCUCGCUUCCUCCCUUGUGGCACAGACGCCACGGCGCUCUUUCCCUCGCCAUCAUGGACUACCAGGCGAGUGCCAGCUGGGCGGCGGAGCGCAUGCAAAGCUACCGGAAAGACCCCGACGGAUGGCGCAGCUGCAAGCGGACGAAUGAAGUUGCAAUUUCUUGGAGACCGUCGACGGAGUUUCGUGGAAACCUAUACAAGGCCGAAGGAAUUAUACCAGCAAAAACAGAGGAUGUCUUUAAGUGUUUACGGCCGGAAACUGGUGGACUUCGAGAAAAAUGGGAUCAAAAUGUGAAGGAAGUCGCAGUCAUUGAAAAGAUUAAUGAAAAUGUUUGCAUAACUAGAACGACGACACCUUCGGCUUUCAUGAAGAUCAUUUCUCCACGGGAGUUCCUAGACGUGGUCCUGAUUAGACAUGAUGAGGAUGGGACGAUAGCAAGUGUGGCAACGCAUGUGGAUCACCCCCUGUGUCCAGCCCAACCAAAUUAUGUCCGAGGGCUGAAUUAUCCCUGUGGUUGCAUCUGCAUUCCUGCUCCAGGGGAGCCCAACAAGACUCAGCUCCUCAGUUUCUUUCAGACGGAUCUGGGUGGAAACCUCCCACAGACGGUGGUGGAAUCCUUCUUCCCAAGCAGCAUAACUGGUUUUUACAGCGGCUUGGCCAAAGCGGUGGUAAAACUACUAGCAUAAACAAUUUAUUUCUCAAGGGGGAAAAGGGUGUAUCUCAAGGGUUUGUGUAAUUUCACUCUCGCGUUAUGCAAGGGCGGAACUGCUAGGUGCUGAGGUCAGGAGCAUCUUUGUCUCAAGCUAUGGUCUACCCAAAGUUAAGUCCCCUGGAAACCCAUUGAUUUUGAAUUGGAAAGACUUAAACCUAUGUCUUGAGUCAAUGAGUGCUAUAGUGCUUUAGUUUAACAUGGUCAAUGGAAAAAAAUUCCCCCCCCAAAAAACUUCAAUUUUUUAUUCCCCAAGAUGGGCUCAAAAGUACAAGUGAUUAUCUAGUAGUGAAACAACAAUUGUGGUGCUCUGUUCAGAUUCUUGUAUCUCCAAAGAUGAGAAGAAUGGUUCAAAGGAAAAGGGCACUGGGUGCAUGGCCGAAGUUUGGAGCAGAGAGACCAAUUCUGGGAAUUUUCAUUCCUUGCUUUUGGAUUAUUUCGGUGGAGGAGAAUGUAUCAAAAGACAUCCACUUCACUUCACUUCACUUCUUAAUUAGUCGCUCUCCACCAGAGUGCUCCGAGCGACUUACAAUUUAAAAUAUCAUUCCACAAUAUAAAAACAUUCAACAUAAAAACAUUCAACAUAAAAACAUUCAACCUAAAAACAUUCAACAGUGACUAUUUGGCAAAUUAGAUCUGAUCUACUCAAAUGCACAACCAAACAGCCAAGUCUUGAGCGCUUUUCCAAAAGCUUGCAAUUCCGACAUUGCUCUAACAUAUGGAGGCAAUGAGUUCCACAGAAUUGGAGCAUCGGUCGAAAAGGCUCUACGCCUUGUAGCUUCCAGGUGUACCUCCCUAGGGCCCGGUACGUAUAGGAGAUUUUCCUGGGAGGAUCGAGGUGACCAGUGAUGGAAAAAAGGAAUGAGGCGGUCCCUAAGAUAUAAUGGUCCUUGGCCAUUUCAAGCUUUAAAUGUCAGCAUCAGUAUCUUGUAAGGGAUCCGAUGUUCUAUUGGUAGCCAAUACAGUUGUUUCAGAAUCGGUGUAAUAUGGGAUCUUAUAGAUGAUCCCGCUAGCAGCCUGGCUGCCGCAUUUUGGACCAUUCGGAUCUUCUGGGUUUUUGUCUUCGGAAAGCCAGCGUGUAAGGUGUUACAAUAAUCCAACCUAGUGGUGACUGUUGCAUGGAUUACCAUUGCCAAUGUUUCUGUCGAAAGGUAGGAUGCUAAUUUCCUUGCCUGGCGAAGAUGAAAAAAGGCCUGCUUACUUAUGGCAGUGAGCUGGGCCUCCAUUGUCAGCGAUGAGUCCAACACAACCCCAAGGCUUUUAACAGUAGCAGAUGGAACCAGAACUUCCCCAUCAAAAUCAGGCAGUGACUGGAUUAACUCUGGUGGCUGGCCGGGCCAGAGUAUCUGUUUUUGCGGGAUUCGCUUUUAGUCUACUUGCUCGCAGCCAACUCAUCACUGCUUGCAAACACAGCUUAAAGUUCUCAGGAAUCGUGGUUGUCCCUAGGUAUCAUCUGCAUACUAGUAGCACUCUAUGUGCCUGUUUCCUUUGAGACGAAUCUUCUUUUUGCGAGAAUAAAGAUCUGAACAGAGCAGCAACGUUGAAAUGUUCCUUACAAAUUUCUAUUUGUAACAGUAGUGCUACUAUAACAGAUGAGAAUAGGGACAGUUAAUGAUGUUGUGUAAAUCUGAUUUAUGACAUUGUAACUGGGUAAACUAAUGCUAUUCUAAAGAUGUUACAAUGAUACCUGGAUGUUUAGAGCCUGUCCCUUGGAUCUUCUUGAUGCAUUCUUGAGCUGCAGUUUUAGCUGCCUCUGCCAGCAUUUGCACCCUGAGCUAAAUAAUAUCAAGGGGAGUAUCCAUGUGUUUUUAAAAUCAAUGUAAACACCUGGACUUGGGCUCAGUAAUGUUGACAUGCCAUUAGUGGAAAGCUGCCAUCCUUUGAGAGAUAUGGGAGCAGUAAACCAAGGCAAUGCCAGCACCACACCUUCCCAAAGUGGGUGUGUGGUUUAUGAUGGGCAAGAUAGGAGUUCAUAUGGAACUGCAAUCCAUGCCUAUCCUCACAAGCUAGGUGAAUGGAAUAAUCAGUACAGUGAUGGAGAAGCCAGGGAAGCUUGUAUUAUCUCAAAGGCUCAGUAGAUGCUAGUUGGACGCUACCAGUAGUUCUCAGCACAACCUUGGGUCCCUUCACAUGACACAAUUAUAGUUCACAUGAUGAAUCCCAUUUUGGAACAAAGGUGGGGCAUCAACCCAAUCACAAAAUUAAUCAUAUCCUAUCUAAUGGUGGCACAAUGUGUUAAAGCACUGAGCUGCUGAACUUGUGGACCAAAAGGUCCCAGGUUCAAAUCCCGGGAGCGGAAUGAGCGCCUGCUGUUAGCCCCAGCUCCUGCCAACCUAGCAGUUCGAAAACAUGCAAAUGUGAGUAGAUCUGGCGGGAAGGUAAAGGCGCUCCAUGCAGUCAUGCCGGCCACAUGACCUUGGAGGUGUCUACGGACAACGCUGGCUCUUCGGCUUAGAAAUGGAGAUGAGCACCAACCCCCAGAGUCGGGCAUGACUGGACUUAACAUCAGGGAAAAACUUUUACCCUUUACCUAUCUAAUGGUGUGGUUUUAAGGUUAGGUAGCAUUUACAUCAUUCUGUAAAUAACAAUCCCUGAGAUGAUCAGUGUAGUAUAGUGACUAAGGGACCAAACAAAUUCCUCGGAAGACCACUAAAUGACCUCAGAAGACUCAGAAAGUGGCAAUGGAAAGCCUCUGAAUGAACCUUAUAAUACAGGCUUGGGCAAAUUUUGGCCCUCCAGGUGUUUUGGACUUCAACUUCUACAAUUCCUAACAGCCUACUGUUUGCAGGAAUUGAAGUCCAAAACACCAGGAGGGCCAAAGUUUGCCCAUGCCUGCUAUAAUAGGUGUCACAAUAAAUUAAGAGUCAGCGUUGUUGUAUGUUUUCCAGGCUGUAUGGCCAUGUUCCAGAAGUAUUCUCUCCUGACGUUUCGCCCACAUCUAUGGCAGGCAUCCUCAGAGGUUGUGAGGUAUGGAGAAACUAAGCAAGGAAGGUUUAUAUAUAUCUGUGGAAAGUCCAGGGUGAGAGAAACCUCAGAGGAUGCCUGCCAUAGAUGUGGGCGAAACGUCAGGAGAGAAUAUUUCUGGAACAUGGCCAUACAGCCCGGAAAACAUACAACAACCCUGUGAUCCCGGCCAUGAAAGCCUUCGACAACACAACAAGUUAAGAAUCAGUUUGAAGAUCCACAAAAACAUUGAGAAUUCUCAGCCAGAGAACAUUAGUGCCUCACCAAAUUCCAUAGGAUGGAGGCCUGACUAUCAAUGUGGAGAAGUCCCUGCUCAGCUACAAAAAUAAGAGGACAGAUUCGUUUUGAAUUAUCCUUAAUGCAUGGGAGCCAGUGUGGUAGAUUGGUUUGAAUGUUGUAAUAGAGACGAAGGAUUGUAUUGCAUCUCAGCCAUGGAAACCCGCUGGAGAAAUCACAAGUCCCCAGCCUUAGAAAAUCACAAACACUCUCAACAGAGAUACCUUAUGAGUUAACAUAAUUUGGAAAUAACUUGAAGGCAUCCAACAACACCAACUGCGAUAUCUGUUUCAAGUGAAGGGGCUCCUUGUCAAUAUAAAAUGGUUCUCACUCCCAUUAACUGGCCCAACAUGCUCACGCAACACAGCUUGGGAUAAGUGUUAUCAUGUAAAUAUACAGUUAUCCUAUUACUAACUAAUAUACAGAAUAGAACAAUGGUAACAGACAAAUUAUAAUCCUUACAGGCGCAUGAGUAAUACACAAAUAUAAACUGUUUACAGCAUUACAUCAGACAUUAUAUUCAUGUUUGUAUUUUUUUUCAGUAACAUAAGUAUGUUCAAUAACUGAGUACAACACUUUAAAUUCCAGUAUUGUCCCACGUAGAUAAAAGUCUUAGAAAUGCAUGGUCAAAGGAAUAAUGUAAUGUAAUGUAAAAUGUAAUGUAAAAGGCUCACAAAUGGAAGGCAGUAGGAUCAUUAUCCACAAUUGAAGUGCUACAGCAGAGUCACAAACUCCUUAGUGGAAUUUACAAAAGCUGCAGAAAAGUCUACUACAAACGCAUGAAAGAACCUUCAGAAACUACCUGAAGAAGGGAUUUUGAUCCAGAAACAAGGGUUACAAAAUACCCGGGAAUCCUUGUUGUUCUACAUUCCUUUAUGUUUUACAUUCCUUUUGUGCAUCUCCAAAACAUUAACUUACAUGGGACUAUGAUGAAUUUAUCUAAAGUGUGAAUCACAAUAUACAGUUGUUUAUUCCUUUGACCAUGCAUUUCUAAGACUUUUAUCUAUGUGGGACAACACUGGAAUUUAAAGUGUUGUACUCAGUUAUUGAACAUACUUAUCUGUUACUGAAAAAACAUACAAACAUGAAUAUAAUGUUUGAUGUAAUGCUGUAAACAGUUUGUAUUUGUGCAUUACUCAUGCGCCUGUAAGGAUUAUAAUUUGUCUGUUACCAUUGUUCUAUUCUGUAUAUUAGUAAUACCGUGUUUCCCCGAAAAUAAGACAGUGUCUUAUAUUAAUUUUUGCUCCCAAAGAUGUGCUGGGUCUUAUUUUCAGGGGAUGUCUUAUUUUUUCCAUAAAGAAGAAUUCACAUUUAUUAUUGAACAAAAAAAUGAACAUUUUAUAUAUACUGUACAGCAGUUGUCAUCACAAGCCAGCAUAACCAGACAAACUGUGAAUCCUGUCAAGAAUUUCUUGUUACUACCAUUAUUUCCAUGUACAAUUGGUAUGUACAUUUACAAAUCUUGCAUGCUCUGGUGUUUUGUUUGGCGGGUGCCGGGCAUGCUUCCAAACAAAAACUUUGCUAGGUCUUACUUUCGGGGGAGGCCUUAUAUUUAGCAAUUCAGGAAAACUUCUACUAGGUCUUAUUUUUCGGGGAUGUCUUAUUUUUGGGGAAACAGGGUAGGACAACUGUAUCUUUACACGUAUUACAGAUUUCUGUGUACUUUAGUGUAUAAGUGUUAUCAUGUCAACGAGGCAAGUUUAGUCUCAUCACUGACAUUGUGUGCUUGGAGAUUUCCGUAUAGAAAUGCAUUCAGGUCCCUGAUCUAGGAGCCGUUUUUCCCACUAGCGAGAAUAGAAUAAUUAUCUGGGCAAGUGGUGGGUUGUAGACGUAUUAAAGCAGGUGAAAGGUGGAUGGUCACCUAUCAGAGAUGCGUCUGUUGUGUCCUGAACUGAACAAGAAGUUGCACUUGAAGACAUCUAAGAUCUUUUCUGGUUCCAUGAUACUGUUCUGCUGUUCUAAAGCUAUAAUAUAUAAUUCCGCUGACUGCAUAUCUCAAGUCACAAUGUUGAUCUGUUUGACAGAGUUGUUGUAAGACACUAUUGUAUAAUUAAUGGAUUCAUGAUUAUUAAAAUUGUGCUCUUAAAA